Molecule: messenger RNA, 10123 nt
Organism: Anopheles coustani
Lineage: Eukaryota; Metazoa; Arthropoda; Insecta; Diptera; Culicidae
Gene: faf
Product: probable ubiquitin carboxyl-terminal hydrolase FAF
Exons: 17
Coding region: 262-9429 (3055 amino acids)
Biological process (GO): protein deubiquitination; cell migration
Cellular component (GO): cytosol; nucleus
Molecular function (GO): cysteine-type endopeptidase activity; cysteine-type deubiquitinase activity
Source: RefSeq, a predicted model, not a curated record
CAGACGGACGACAGUUUGCCAAUUCGUCGCGAAGCUAAAUGUACGUUCUGGAUUUUGCUUCAUGGACCGUGGUCUAUUGAUGGGCCGCAGCUGUGAGCACUAGAAAACUGAGUCAGCUUUGUUCUGCAGUUAGUUGGAUUACCCUUCCAAUGGUCGGUGACUCCGGUUAGAAAACGUAGACAUACAAGUGCAUCUUCAUCGGAAUAGAAUAACCUUGUGAGGAAGCGAUUGAAACGCGGUCCAGUCGCCACGGUUGUUGCUAUGACAUUCGAUACCGUCAGUCAGUCCAUGGAACGAACCAAUGGCAAAGCAAUGGAACAACGGGAAGAUGGUCAAACAACGACAGUGAGCGAGCAUCAGAACAGCAACAACACAGCUGAUAAUGCACAUAACAGUAAUAGCAACAACACGACUGCGGCGCUCAUUAGCAGUUUCCCCGUGGAAAAGCUUGCUUCGUUGAAUGCCAAAAUUUCCAACUCGCGCUGGGUCGUCCCGGUGUUACCGUCGCAGGAGCUCGAUUGUUUGCUGGAUGCGGCCAUACAACUAUCGAUCGCGGGGGUAGAUGGAGACUGUGAACCAUGCGUUCGAUUCUAUCAGAAUGAGCUGGCGACCUCGUUCAUCAACAUACUCACGGAUGAAGCUGUCAUGUCGUGGAAGAACAACAUCCACGUAUGCAUCUUCAAGUCGUGCUGCAAAUUUCUACGCUUGGCAUCGCUGCACAUGGAGCGCGACAAUCAGUCACUGUUGGAGCUGCUGGCGAUCGUGUUCGAUCCGGAGAACAAGUUUCACGUGCACAACAUUGCUCGCCAGCCGGAAAACAUGGUUACACCGCCUCCACCGCCACCGCCGCCUGCAGUGCAGUCCACGUUGGCCAACCCAACCGCCACCUCCUCGUCGUCAUCCUCAUCGUCGUCUUCGUCGUCCUUGCCGGACAGCACCGAAAGUAGCAGUACCACCACUAGCAGCAGCAAUGCGCCCGCAUUAUCCACGGCAAAGCAACCACAGCAGCAGCAGCAACUGCAGGACAUCGCAGCAGCCAUUGUGUGCUUCGCAAAGCCACCGCUAGAGACGAAAAACCCGCGCGGUUGGCUACUCAAUUUUAUCAAUCAGUUUGGUGUCCAUCAGGGCUUUGAUAACUUCCUCAAACGGAUGACAAUGGCCAUCGAGCAGCAUCAGCAGCAUCAUUGCGAGCAGGACCUACAAUCCGGCGGUGGUGGUGGGCCGGGCGAAAAACAGAAGCCCAAAGGGAAGAUGUCCCUACACCUGCUGUUCGCACUGCUGCGUCCGUUCGGGCUGUGUGCAGAGUAUCUAACCGUCGAAACGAUCGAGCGGUAUCUGCUGCCCGGAUGCCGGUUCGUGCUGACCGUACUCGAGAGCCUCACGGACGCCGAGCUCAAGCGGGAGGUAGUGUUCGAGGGGAAGAACGACUUUAUGACCGGAAUCGUGAAGUUUGCCCGUGCCUUGCUGACGCGCGUCCCUGGGCAAGAGAGUUUGCUGAACGAGCUGGAGAUGGCGCGGUUGAAAAUCAUCCUGCACGUGCUGCAGAUAUCGAGCUUUAAUGGCAAAAUGAACGCACUGAACGAGAUCAACCGGGUGCUGAGCUAUGUGUCCAUCUACCCACACCGCGGGUUGAUCGCCGAGGAGGACGGCGAUUUUCUGAGCGCCAACAAGAUGGCCCUGUGGAUUCGCAGCAAUCGGGUGCUCGGGAUCGUGCUGCGCGACUCCCUCCACCAGUCGCAGUACGUGGAAAAGCUGGAGAAGAUAUUGCGGUUUCUGAUCAAGGAGCGGGCGCUUACGUUCGACGACCUGGACGCGGUGUGGAACGCGCAGGAGGGCAAGCACGAAGCGAUCGCGAAAAAUGUGCACGACCUGCUUGCCAAGCUGGCCUGGGACUUCAGUGCCGACCAGCUGGACUACCUGUUUCGGUGCUUUCAGACCAGCAUGCAGAAGUCUGGCAGUCGGAAGCAGCGCGAGAGGCUGCUGGAGCUGAACCGGCGCCUGGCCGAGGAUGACAAAAACGGCAUGAUGGCGCAGAAGGUGUUGAACAUGUUCUGGAACCUGGCGCACAGUGCCGAUACGCCGCUGGAGGUGCUGGAGCAGGCGCUGCAGUCUCACGUCAAGAUUCUGGACUACAGCUGCUCGCAGGAACGCGAUGCACAGAAAGGCAUUUGGCUGGUGAAGUGCGUCGAGGAACUCAAGGGUCGGGAUGAGUGGGUGUUGCCCGCGCUGCGGCUCAUACGGGACAUCUGCUCGCUGUACGACACGACGCCAAACCAUACGCCGCGCAUGCACCACUCGAUGAACCGGCAGAAAAUCAUCGAUCAGCUGCAGAACGAGCACAAGCUGGUAAUUCUCGUAACGAACAGCCUCACCUGCUACAUGAAUCGCGUGCGGGCGCUGGUUGCGGCCGAUCCCUCGCUGAAACCGGCCAAGCUUAGGCUGGACAAUCGUUACCCCCAUCCGCAGCAGAUACAAGAGAGGCUAGAUUUCCUCAAGUUCCUGCUCAAGGAUGGCCAUCUGUGGCUGUGUGCGGACCAGGCGAAGCAGAUCUGGAACUCGCUAGCCGUGAAUGCCGCCUUCGAGAGCGAUCGAGAGGAGUGCUUUCGCUGGUUCAGCAAGCUCAUGGGCGAAAACCCGGAUCUCGACCCCGGCAUCAAUCGGGACUUCUUCGAGAACAACCUGCUGAAGCUGGACCCGCUGCUGCUGACCGAGAACGGUAUCAAGUGCUUCGAUCGGUUCUUUCGGGCGGUCAACACGAAGGAGGAACGGAUUGUGUCGGCGAAGCACCACCACCACCACCACCAUCACCACCAUCGAAGCACCUCGUACGUUCUGUACAACAACGGCGAGGAGCUGAUUGGUAAGGACUAUCUGUGGCGCGUGAUUACGUCCGCUCCGGAGCCGAUCGCAAGCCGUGCGAUUGCCAUACUGAACGAGAUGAUGACGGUCGGUCCCCGGCAGCUGGCGGACGUGGAAGCGUACCACGAAAGCUUCAUCGAGGAGUGCUGCGAGAAGCUGCGUGCCACCUUUCAGAGCAUGGAACUGCUGCUGCGAGAGUUUCCUUCUUCGCCAAAGGCGACAGAACCGGAGACUGCCGCUAGCGAGUCGCCGAAAACCGCCACGACGGGCUGUGGAACCACGGGAGAAGGAGAAGGAGGUGGACUGCACAGUGAUAUCGAACGGAAGAAGCUGCUCCUCGUGGACCAGAUGUGUCGGAUGGUGCGAACACUGCAGGAGUACAUUCGCGAGUGCGAUCGGAAGUUCGUCGGCGAUCGGCUAGCGCUGCCUCUGUGCCAUGCCGUUCGUGGACGACACAUCGAGCUGAUAAUCAAAUUUCAAACGCCCGGUCGCCAGCUGGACGACGUCGAGAUGAUCAGCCACAGCAACGAAACGAUGCACUCAUUCAAGCGCAGUCUGCUGCGGCGCAUCAAGGCACUGAAGGCGAACGAGAUCCGCGUCGAUUUAUACGAUAACGCGACGGGUGAGCUGAUCGUAGCGCCCGACGAACUGCAGACGCUCGCGUUCUAUGGCGUGCGGGACAAGAUGUCGCUCAGUGCAAAGCUGACACCGAUUUCGUCCGGUUUAAUGGCGACCGGUUCACCGGACAGCUCGAGCGAAAGUAGCUCUGGCUCGCCACCGCGCGCCAACUACGUCGACCCGAUCAAGCAACACUACCAUCACCAUCAGCAGUCGCAGCCGCAGCAGCACCAUCAAUUCCAGGCACAGCAGCAGUCAAUGAUGCACCAGCAUCCGGGUUUCAUGCACGGCCAGCAACAACAGCAACAGCAGCAACAACAGCAGCAGCAGCAGCAGCAGCAGCAUUUGGCACAGGGUGGUGGCAUGCUUGGCCAGGGCUACCAUUCGCGUCUCUUUUUGCAUCAGACCGCGGAAUCGGAGGACACGCUGCCCGGCGCGGUGAUUGCGCGUCGGCCGCAGUAUACCAAAUUCUUCCUGCAGGUCUAUCAACUCGCAAACGCGCUCGAGCACGAACGGUUACGCGACAGUGUGCGCUCCCUGCUACACCUGCUGCCGCUCGAUCGUCUGACGGUGAGCAAUCUGUACGAGUUGUUUCGCACGUCGCAGGCGGCGAUGGACGACGCGCGGAAAGCGCUGCUCGUGGAAGGAAGGGUGGAGGCGACACCACCGGGAGUGACAGUUCCGCCUCCAGCAUCGUCCUUGCCGGAAGAGGCGAGUACCACCAAGGCUGUGAUGUUUGCUACCAUCGCCAGUACGUGGGAAGCUUUCAAGUCGCUCUUCCUCGACCCACCACCCGUUCGCGUACUCUACAAUCUGGAGGUGCUGGAGGCGAUGUUGCUGCCGGCGAGUGUCGGCCCUCCGCCUACUCCCAUUCACCCGAUGGCGAACGUCGCGGUGCCGCCAACGGUUACCGCCGGAAAUGGUGGCAGUAUAAAGGGAGAUGGUUUGAUGCUGGGGCAUGACGCUGCUGGUGACCACAGUGCGACAUUGUUAGGUACCGUGCUCGAGUUCCAAUACGCCUGGUACAGCUGUGGGGCGGCCGAUUUCAUGCUGGCGCUGCUGUCGGAGAAAUGCGCCCUGGCGAGCGCUCCCGGCGCCGAUCGGCACACGAAGCGGGCCACCUUCCGGUGCGCCAUGCGGUUGGCAAAGUUUUUCUUCCUCACCGUCGGCUACCUGGUGCCGCCGCCCACCUUCUACGAUCAGAUGCUGCAGUUCGAUCAGUUUCAGGCCCAACUGCGCCGGUUCACUCCACUGCACAACGUCCUGCGGGGUGGGCUGCGCUGCGAGCAUACGCUGCACGGGUUCGCGAAGCGACUGGCCGCGUACAUCCUUGAGGUGGAGAACCGGCCCGGUGCCAUUGAGACGGACUUUGUAACCCAGCUUUACCGGGGCGAGUGGACCUACCCGUCGCAGGGGACCGUAAAGGCGAUCAUGGAGGUGGCGCUCAGGGCAUCGGUAAGCUGGGAACCGGUAUCGUGGGACGCCCUGCGGGAACGUAUCUUCAUUGCGCGUGAUGGCGCCGGUGAGCAACAACCGGCCUCGGCCACGCUCACUUCCAAAUCAGCGGAGAUGGGCGGCAAGGAUGUGUCAGCGGACACUACCACGGCGGAGGAGGUCAGUGAUGGAAGCAAGCGCCGAAAUAGCACCAGCAGCGUCGCAAGCAACAGUAGCAGUAGCAGCAGCACCGAUGGCGACACUAGCACCAGCGGCAAUAGCUGCUGUAACAGCAGUAGCAGCAAUUCGGCCGGUCCGGCGGGAACUUCCGAUGCGCAACAGCAGCUCCACCAACAGCAGCACCACCAGCAGCAACAGCAGCAACAGCAGCAUCACCACCAGCAACAGCAGCAGCAGCAGCUUGUGGCCGUCGUAGAUCGCAGCGUAGACUACGAGGUGCUGCAGGUGGCGCUGGAAGUUCUCACACUUGCGUUCGCGCUGCACCCAGACGUUGUGAAGGCGCUGCAAAACGAAGACUGUCUCUGGGACAGCUUUCUGGGCUCGCUGUUGGUGGGGAAUCCGUCGGCCAAGAUGCGCAUGAUCGCACGCGAGCAGCUGCUGGCCAUGCUAACGGUCGAGGUGUCCGAGGAUCUGCUGCAGGCGGUCGUGCGGGUGCUGUAUCGCAUCUGGCGCGACGUUAACCAUCGCACCGAGACGUGCUCGGACUAUUUGCAGCUAUUUGCGCAGCUGCUGCAGUACAAAGGCCGCCACGAUGCGCUCGUGCUCAACACCGAGGAGCUGCUGAGCAAGGAAAUCAAGUGGCUUUACUGGGUGCGGGACAAUGUGGCCGAGCAUGGCAAAACGCUGGUGCACGAGGACAUCCUGGAAGGGCACCUGUGUCUCACCCGGGCUCUGGUGUACCAUAUGAAGCCGGACGAUAAGCGUUGUCUGAAUACGCUUUUGGUGGAUUUAGUCCAGGAGUUCGUGUUCAACGCGUCGUUCCAGUACAUCCAUUAUCGAUGCCGGAAAGAGAUAAACUUUCCCCUGCCACCACCAGUGUGCCGUACGCCGCGCACCAUUUCAGCUGCGCUCGAUCUGCUGGUGGCACUGUGCCACAAUUCCAUCGAGCUCAUGUCCACCAUUGCGAUGCUGCUGAACGAUAUGUUUUUCGAGGAUAUUGAACCGGUGCGCGACUGGGAGUAUCUGCCACCCGACUCACCCCGCGCACCGCAUGGGUUCUGUGGCUUAAAAAAUGCCGGCGCCACGUGCUACAUGAACUCUGUCCUGCAGCAGCUCUACAUGGUCCCAGCGCUGCGGAACGGUAUCGUGCGUAUUCACCAGGCGGUGACCGAUCAGAGGGAAGAUUUCAACGAAGACCCAGAUGGACAUUCUUUGCCCGCCGUGCAGAAGGAUGGAGACGAUGGAGGAAAGAACUAUCACAUCGGCAUACUGAAGUAUGUGAUGGUAAUCUUUUGCUAUCUUGGUCAUAGCGCAUUACAGUAUUAUGUACCUCGUGGUCUCUGGAGACAUUUCAAGUUACAAGGGGAGCCAGUGAAUCUACGCGAGCAGCAGGAUGCGGUGGAAUUUUUUAUGUCACUUUUUGAAAGCAUUGACGAAGGCCUGAAAGCCCUGAACUGCGAGCAGCUGAUGUCUGCGACGUUGGGUGGAUGUUUUAGCGAUCAGAAAAUAUGCCAAGACUGCCCGCACCGGUACAGCAAGGAUGAACCAUUUAGUGUACUUAGUGUCGAUAUAAGAAACCAUAGCUCGCUGACGGACUCGCUGGAGCAGUACGUUCGGGGCGAAAUACUGGAAGGUGCCGAUGCGUACCACUGUGAUAAAUGUGAUGAAAAGGUCGUGACAGUGAAACGGCUGUGUGUAAGCAAACUGCCGCCCGUUCUAGCAAUACAAUUGAAGCGUUUCGAAUAUGAUUACGAACGGGUGUGUGCUAUCAAGUAUAAUGACUAUUUCGAGUUCCCGAGGGUGUUAGAUAUGGAGCCAUACACGGUUUCUGGUCUUGCGAAGCUGGAGGGUGAAGUCAUCAACGUGGCGCCCAACCAGGAGGAUCAAGGUUCGACACGCUACCAGCUGACCGGCAUCGUCGUGCACAGUGGGCAAGCAUCCGGUGGCCAUUACUAUAGCUAUAUCCUUCACAAAAACUAUGCCACCGGCCAGAAGAAGUGGUACAAGUUUGACGACGGUGAGGUGACGGAGUGCAAGAUGGACGACGAUGAGGAGAUGAAGGCGCAGUGCUUCGGCGGUGACUACAUGGGCGAGGUGUACGACAACAAUCUGAAGCGGGUACAGUAUCGCCGGCAGAAGCGCUGGUGGAACGCGUACAUGCUGUUCUACACGCGCAACGACGUCUACUACGCGAAGCCGCCGAAAAAUGCAUUCUGGUGGCGUCUGGAUUACUUCUCACUGCCACCACAUAUCAGGGCCCAGGUGAAGCCGGACAUCGAGAGCCUUUCGUUGGCACAGAGCGAUAAUUACUACUUCCUCAUGGAGCCGAUCGUGGAGCGGUGCAUACGAAUACAAAACAUACGAUUCCUUCACUCACGGAUGCUUUUCUCGGUAGAGUUUUUCAACUUUAUGAAAAAACUGACAGAGUUUCCAAUCAAACCAAAGAAUAAGAUUCCAGUCUGGCUGCUCGUGAAAGGACAAGAGGAGGUGUGUCUGCUGAAGGUCCGAUUGGCCGCAAAGUUUCUGUUUCAUUCGGGCUUUAAGACGAAGAAAACGAUUCGCGGUCAGGUGAUGGAUUGGUAUGAAAUAUUCCGCGUGCCGCUCGAGGGAUCUGCCGUCAUACGGGAAUGGUUCGCACGGAACGUGCUGCUGGACCCGCCGGGCCGGCUGAGCGAGUAUCUGUUAGCCGCCCCUUUGCCCGAGAUUCGAUCGUGCUUCGCGAAGCUGGUCGUCUCCUUUUGUCACUACGCGGCCGAGGACGAGCCUGUGGCUGGCUUCGAGGGAAGCAGCUUGUGCGAACAGGUGCUGGUCGCCGUGCUCGCCUUGCUGAAAUCGGACGUGCCCGAGCACGGCAAACACUUGCCGCACUAUUUCAGUCUGUUCUCGAUGUACGCCGGAUUUGGCUACCGCGAGGAGUGUCAGCUCAUCAAGCUGAACGUACCGGUGCUGUUCAUGAAGGUCGCAAUGGACGAUGGUACGGGGCCAACGAUCAAGUAUCAGUAUCCGGAUCUGAGCAAGCUGCAUCACGUCGUGUCGCACCUGGUCCGAUCGAUGGACGUGUCGUCGCGCUGCCGAAGCGCCAUCAAUGGGUCGCCGGUGCUGCCAAACAAGUACAUAAAUGAGCACAUAACUCGCAAGAACGCGCUCAUACCAGUGCCCGAAGAGUGCAUCGAAUAUCUUUACAACCGUAGCGGCUACAUCAAGCGCCUGCUGGAGGAUGUGAACAUAGGCGAGGACGGGUUUAAACUGCUGCAGUACUGCUGCUGGGAGAAUCCGCAGUUCUCCAGCAACAUACUGAUGGAACUGCUGUUCCAGUGCGAUUACGUGUACUGGCACGAUAUGAAGCACUACACGGACCUGCUGCUGCACAUACUGCUGAUCGAAGACUCUUGGCAAGGCAUUCGCAUAAUGAAUGCACUGUUGGGCGUCGGUCACGACCGGGACGGACUGUUGGAGAUUAUUCGGCGGAGUAAGUUGAACUACCAGAAACGUGCCUACCAGUGCAUCAAAUGUAUGGUGCACCUGUUCUCGAAGAGCACCGUGGCGCUAAACAAACUACACACCGACGUGGCGCUGGCGAAACAGUGGACGCUGGCCAUCGAGUGGCUGCAGGAGGAGCUGGAGAAACAUCGCACCACGGGCAACAGCCAGUACAACUACAACUCGUGGUCCCCGCCGGCCCAAAGUAACGACAAUACCAAUGGGUUCCUGCUGGAAAAGUCACAGUCUGUACGAGAGAUUCUCCAGAUGGCGUUUGAUUUGUGUCCCGAGGAGAUUCAGGAACAGGAACCGGAAGCUCAUGUAGCGGCUGGCCAUGAUCCGACGGAAAUGCAUCCAACAGACGAUGUAAUGGAGAAGCUGGAAGAGAUGGAAAAGACGGCAUUACCGCCACCUGUAACGGCCAGCAGUCUGUCAUCCGGCACGGCAUUGACGACCAUCUACUCUCCGCAGAUGUCGACUCGAAGCGCCGAGCAAGCAUACGGCGAUGGUCAUAAUGGACCACCCGGCACCAUCGAUAGUGAUCAGGUCCGGCCCGGUUCGGCGGUGAAGCAACUAACUGUUGGGAUGUCCAGCGUUGAUAUUAGUUCCGACCACCCUUCGGUGGCAUCGACAGAACACACGACGUCGAAGGCGUCCACGGCGCCGGCAGUAGUAGGACCUAGUAGUAGUAGUAGUGCCACGACAUCACCUCAGUUGUCGCUUGUGAACGUAGCGCCAUCGGUAUCACCAUCGUCGUCCGUGGCCCUUUCGAGCCCCUCGGGUACAUUGAUGGCCAACAAGAAGGAUCGUUCCGGAAUUGGGCCCGGUGGCGACGGUGAACAAUCGGCUACCAGUUAGCACAACCAGGUGGACUGCUUGUGAAGCAUAUAACCCAAAAUGUGCAAUCAUUUUGGCCGCGUGAGAUGAUGGCAUAUCUACACCGUAACGUGUCAUACGCGACGUAGCAGGCAGGAUGCUGGAGUAGAUUGUCUUUCACAGACGCGAAGAGCUGAAGGGACACGUGAAUCGGAAAGCCGACUUGUGUAGCUGGAAGUUUUGAGGACACUUUGUGCUUCAAUUCAUUGAAUGGACGUGAACGCACGCGGGCGGUUGUGCGAAGCGGAACUAGGAGCUAAUUUGUAUCUGUUAGAAAUACUGAUAGCGGAAGGCUGGACAAGAAAAAAAAACAAAAAAACAGGAAUAGCUAAAAGAGUAACUCUAGCAGCAGGUUUGCAAGGACGAACGAUACACAUAACAUGCAGAAAAACUCAACGCUUCAACACACAUCAACACACACAUACACACAUAUACACACAACCAUGGUUUAACCUUUAAUAAUGAAUUGAAAUAUCCUUUGCACUGAAGUCGUUUGCAAGAAGGUGAAAAAAGGUUGACCAUUUUCAAGCAUUACGAGGGUUGCCUUUUAAGUUUCGGGAUUUGGAAAAACUGGUGAUGCAAUCUGUUAAUUAACAAUUUUAUCGUAAAGUUAGACGUUUUUGAGGUUAUCCGUACUCAGAACGUUUUGACAUACGAGCGCUAUUUGUGUUGUUAA